Messenger RNA from Thamnophis sirtalis, 2274 nucleotides. The record is from RefSeq and is a predicted model, not a curated record. Lineage: Eukaryota; Metazoa; Chordata; Lepidosauria; Squamata; Natricidae.
GUUUCUACACAGCAUGGCUUCUUCCAGCAGCUAUAGUGGGGACACUAGUCUUCAUAAUUGGCAUUUUUAUGAUGUUUCAUGACAUUCCAACACAGGAGAUCUGUUCCAGUGGUGACAAAUACAAGAUGUGCCCAAUUUGCAAAGUCUGCCCUUAUUGGAAUCUAUCUAGUGUCUGCCCCAUGUUUCAGGCUGGCCGUCUCUUUGACCAUGGUGGCACUGUUUUCUUCAGCAUCUUCAUGUCUCUGUGGGCAGUCACAUUUCUUGAGUACUGGAAACGAAUGAAUGCUACCCUGAUAUACCGCUGGGACUGUUCAGAUUUUGAGGACAUUGAGGAACGUCCACGACCCCAGUUUGCUGCUUUGGCUCCCAUGACAAUUAUAAACCCAAUUACUGGAGAGGAGGAGCCCUAUUUCCCAAAGCGGACUCGAUUCAACAGAAUCAUCACUGGAUCAAUGGUCAUCAUCAUUAUGAUUGCUGUGGUAAUAAUGUUCCUGAUUUCCGUUAUCCUUUACCGGGCCAUCAUUGCUGUAAUUGUCUCCAGGAGUGGGCACUUUCUACUUGUAUCUUCGGCUUCUCGUAUUGCUAGCCUGACAGGCUCAGUAGUGAAUCUCCUUUUCAUCCUUCUUCUCUCGAAAAUUUACACUGCACUGGCACUUUUUCUUACGAAGUGGGAAAUGCAUCGCACUCAGACUACAUUUGAAGAUGCCUUCACUUUUAAAGUUUUUAUCUUUGAGUUCAUCAAUUUCUAUUCAUCUCCCAUCUACAUUGCCUUCUUUAAGGGCAGGUUUGUUGGUUAUCCAGGCCACUAUAACAAAUUACUGGGCAUACGCAAUGAAGAUUGUGCUCCAGGUGGCUGCCUCAUUGAACUUGCUCAGGAACUUCUUGUCAUCAUGGUGGGAAAGCAAGUAAUUAACAACAUUCAAGAAAUCGUUAUCCCGAAGCUGAAAACAUGGAGGCAUAAGCGAAAUCUUUCUGAAAGCAAUAAGACAGGCCAAGACAACGUCAUGAAGCAAUUCUGGGAGAGCGAUUAUAAACUGCUGCCCUAUAGUGGGCUCUUCACUGAAUAUCUGGAAAUGGUUCUGCAAUUUGGCUUCAUUACUAUCUUUGUUGCUGCCUGCCCCCUGGCCCCUCUUUUUGCUUUACUUAACAAUUGGGUGGAAAUUCGUUUGGAUGCUCAGAAGUUUGUUUGUGAAUAUCGACGUCCAGUUGCAGAAAGGACCCAGGGCAUCGGCAUCUGGUUUCAUAUCCUGGAGGUCAUCACACACUUGGCAGUUAUUAGUAAUGCCUUCCUGAUUGCCUUCACUUCUGACUUUCUUCCUCGUCUCUAUUACCAGUACACUCGGGCUAGCAAUCUACAGGGCUACAUUGACUUCACCCUGGCCUAUGCCCCUAAAUCUUUUGACUUGAAGAACAAUGUCACAUGCAGGUACCAAGCCUAUAGAGAACAAAAUGGCAGGUAUUCAUUACCUUAUUGGAAUCUACUGGCAAUCCAACUUGGCUUCAUCAUUGUAUUUGAGCAUGUAGUUUUCUUCAUUGCACGUAUGAUUGAUAUGAUGGUACCUGACAUCCCAGAAGCAGUGGCAAUAAAAGUAAAGCGAGAACAGUAUCUUGCUAAACAAGCCCUGGCUGAGAAUAAGGCUCUCAUUGAAGUGAUAGAUGUUGUCAAUCCGACCCAGCCUGGGGAGAAGGUAUCAAAAUAAACCUCUGAAGGUCUGGAAGGAUGUGGCCGAGACCAGAUUAUCAAGCUUCUACACAAGAAUAACCUUCAUGGAGGAAGCAGUGUAAGCUGGCAUAGUAUGGACAUGGAGCUGUUAAUUAUGUAACAUAUUGCAGGUAUAGAAUGUGCCUCAAAUGUUUAAAGCCUCAGGAAUUUCAUCCAUAUUUACCAAAGCAAUGAUUUCAUGUUUCUUGGAGAAAAACAGCACCGAGAAAAUUACAAGACGUAACAUAAGAAUUUUCAAUCUGUGUCUCUCCUACAACAGAGGUUACUUCUAAAUAUAGUGAAAUUCAGCAAUUGACUACUACUAAGCUCAGCUGUUAUUUACAAUAAUAUAGGAAUCUCUGGGUUUUGAGGCAGUGCAUUUUCCAAAUAGUAGGAACCUGCAACAUUAGAACAGCUCAUACUGGUUUGCUUUCUUUAGUAAAAGAAAAGCAGAUUAGUGGAUAUAGCAGCAUGACCUCUUUAGCAUAUGACUCUAGUCAUAUGCUGAAGAUUACUGCCAUAUAUGAAGUCAAUUAUGAAAAGGAAACUUGCUUUCAGCUAACUAAGAGGGG